AUGUUUUUGUAAGCCAUAAAAGUAAAGGACAAUAGGUAUUAUAAACAAUAAUGAAGAUUGGAGCCUAUUCAAUUAAAAUAAAGUCCAAAAGUACUUCGUCAAUAUUCACCAGAAGGAUAGAGUAAGAUAGGAAUUUUCAACAGCACUUUAUUUCAUGGAAAGAAAUCUGUUGAAAAUAGAAAGCAAAAUACAGAAGCAAGACCUUUAUCUUCAUUUUAAAGAAUUACUAAACAAGCUUUUUAUAAAAAUGUUUUUACAACUUAAUAUAUUGUAAUGCUUCACAUAAAAAAAGAUAGUUCUUUUGUGAAAAUGGUAAUAAUGGCAAUUUGGUUAGGAGAAUUUUAUAAGGAAGAGGAUGGUUUGGUGAAUAAUAAACAAGCUAUAAGUAAUAAAAUAAAUAUAUAAUUUAAGUGUUAAUUUUAUUUGGAGAUAAUCAAAUAAAGGUUUCAAUUAUUCAACACUAACAUCGAAAAGUGUUUGCAUAAAUCAUUUGGAACAUCAUCAUGAAAUUUCUAAUAAAAACAGAUUACAUGCAAAUUUGAAAACAUUUUGUUAAAAAACAAACAAAAAAAUGGAUGAUUUUGUACCUGUAACUUUCAUAAUCAAUUUGGAUUCAACAACUUUGUAAAAUGAUUUAAAAAAAUUUGUCGAUUAUUUCAAUGAAAUCAAAAAAGAUAAACAAUAAAAAAACAUUUGGCUACUUAAGCCACCUGAUUUAAAUAGGGGAAGAGGAAUUCAACUUUUUUCUGAUUUAAAAAUCUUAGUCAACUAAAUAACUGAAUUUUGUAAAACAAGGAAUCUUAAUAAUCAAACAAAGACAACAUCCAAAACUGCAAAAACUUUAAUUAUUACAUCUCCAGAAGUUAAUGAAAGUUUAUUAAAUAUUUAUUUUUAGAUACUGGAUAAACUCAGAUAGAAUUUACAAUUAAUUAAACUUCAAAUUAGGAUAGAAUACUGGUUCUAUAAAAGUAUCUUGAAAAUCCUCUUUUAUACAAUGGAAGAAAAUUCGAUUUUAGAGUUUGGGUGUUAAUUGAUCACACUAACAAAUACUAUUUCUUUAAGGAAGGGUACAAAUAUAAAUAUUAAUCAAGGUAUUUGAGAUUAGCAAGUGAGCUUUUCGAUAUUAAUAAUCUAAAGUCGUUAUUUAUACAUUUAACUAAUAAUGCUAUAUAAAAAAAUCAUCCUCAUUAUUGCAAAUUUGAAUUAGGAAAUUAAUUGAGUUUGUAAGACUUAUAAUAAUAUUUAACAUCUUAAAAGAAUAGUAAAGUAACUUCAGUAGGGAUUGUUUAAAAAAUGAAAGAACUUAUACAUUAAACAAUAUUCUGUGCUGGUUCUAAAUUGCGAGACAGUUGAUAAUUUGUGUUUAUUUUUUAGAUCGCAAAGAUUUUUAAUUUGAAAUAUUUGGAUAUGAUUUUAUGGUUGAUAAUAAUGGAAACAUUUGGUUAAUUGAAAUAAAUACAAAUCCAUGUAUUGAAGAGAGCAGUCCUUUAUUAUAGAAAUUGAUUCCUCGUAUGUUAAGUAGUAUUUAUUUAUAAUUUAGAUGAUGCAUUUAGAUUAACUAUAGAUAAAUUUUUUUCUCCUUUCAAAACUUCUUAAGAGAACUUUCUAAAUAAUCUUUAUGAGUAUAGCAUACCAGGCUAUAGUGAUAAAGAUAAUCUUUGGGAUUAUAUGGGCUAAAUUUGA
Messenger RNA from Paramecium sonneborni, 1683 nucleotides. The record is from the annotation of a GenBank genome assembly. NCBI's taxonomy places the organism in Eukaryota, Ciliophora, Oligohymenophorea, Peniculida, Parameciidae.